Vitis vinifera (wine grape) is the source of this 2525-nucleotide messenger RNA. RefSeq names its product syntaxin-132. Gene Ontology annotation, biological process: exocytosis; intracellular protein transport; vesicle fusion. Lineage: Eukaryota; Viridiplantae; Streptophyta; Magnoliopsida; Vitales; Vitaceae. Gene Ontology annotation, cellular component: SNARE complex; endomembrane system; plasma membrane. The record is from RefSeq and is a predicted model, not a curated record. The transcript is spliced from 13 exons. Gene Ontology annotation, molecular function: SNAP receptor activity; SNARE binding. The coding region runs from base 1259 to 2302 and encodes 347 amino acids.
GGAACCUCUAGAAUACAAGAGGAAAUUAAAAGAGUUUGAAUAAAGAAACCUGCUGAAUAACAUCUCUCCAACCAUGCAGUUGCCACUAAGCUCUCAUGCUGGAACUCCUCACAGAUUCCCAGAGCUAAAAACAAAACUGAAUGCAGAAUAAGGUUCUGUAAUGGGCUUUCUUGAUUUGCUCCACUUUCACCUGAUGAAGGAGGGUUUCGAUAAAAAGAUCUUCAGAGUCAAGAUCAUCCUGUGUUCAGCGCAAAAUCAUCUAUGACGCCCGAAUUAGCAAUGACCGAUAACGUAAUCUUAGCAGCUUUGUCUUUCCUCUCCUAUCAUGAUACCCAGAAUCAUUUUCCACACUAGAACCAUCACACCCACAUAUUAAAUUUCCUUCCUCAAACCCCUCCUCCCCUUUUCCCCAUGGUUCCACCCAUCUUCAUCUCCAUUGUAUUUUUACCAGUAACAUCUUCCCUCAGGGAAAUGCUUGCCCAACUCUCAGAAAAGCCUCCAAAAUCUCCAACUUGCAUUGAUUUCCUUCGCCGCAUUCUUGAUCUGAACAUCAACUUGAUUCAUUUAUGGACGAUUAACAACACCGCCGCAAUCACCGGAAACAGCCUCCAUCCGGAGGUCAAAAACACUUCCACUGGACAUUGCAGCAAAGAAGACCCACCUCCUUUUCCUUCACAACGAUAAUGAAACUGUAAGCAGCUCUCUCAACGUCGCAGCUGAAAACCCUAACUUGAAGAGCAAGUGAUCAAUUGUUUUCCAGGCUUGGAAGAAUUCCUUUCCUUUGUAGUUCAAGGGACCGCCGGAGCAGACGGUGCCUACGUGGACGAGGGUGGACCCAGAAAUGGGGGUCGGAAGUUGAUGAAAUCUUCGAUGAUUUCGCACCAUGAACAGUCCCAUUGCAGGAGCCUGAGGUUUCGCAGAUGAAAAUUUUUCUUGGGGGCCCGUUUGUUUGGCUAGAAGAUUAGUUGGGUUGAAGAAAAAACCAUGCAGGAAAUUGGAUUUUGAAUGUGUUGGAAGCAUAGAGCAUCUGUGAAUUUAUUUCUCCAAUCACAUACAUGGUACAAAUCUUCCCCAUUUUUAAAAAUGAAAAUUCCAUCACUUGCCACUUCGUUGAUUCGAAAACCCAUCAAAUACAAACAUAAAUCACCUUGAGUUGCCAUUUGAGUUGAAUCAUGGGUGGUGAAAUAAACACAGUUUCAUUGUUUGUAACGAUAUUUUGUGGGCAGUUACUUGUCGUUUUGGUGUUCCAAAUAGUAUAAUGGCCGGCCAUCAUAGUAACAUCAACAUAUCAAAACUGUUCCCAAUAUCACAUAAUCCUCUCGUCGUCUCCCUUUUAGGCUCUCUUUCUUGUUCUUUCUUCCCUAAACCUCUCUGUAAUUUCAUCAAGAUGAACGACCUGCUCACGGAUUCAUUUGUUGGAGAUGCCAAAGUUCAGCCUCCCAAAGAAAGAGACAUCGAAAUGGGAACCCGGGUUCUGAGGACUAACUCAGAUUUGGGAUUGGAAGCUUUCAAUAAGCAGAUACAAGAGGUUGAGAAGCAGGUGGAUAAGCUCACAUUCUUACUCAAGAAACUUAAGGAUGCUAACGAGGAGUCGAAGUCUGUUACCAAAGCGUCUGCCAUGAAAGAAAUCAAGAAGCGGUUGGAGAAAGAUGUUGAUGAAGUGGGAAAGAUAGCACAAAAUGUCAAAGCAAAACUAGAAGCAAUAAACAGAGAUAACUUAGCCAAUCGAAAAAAGCCUGGCUGUGAAAAGGGAACAGGUGUUGAUCGAUCAAGGAAAAACAUGACAAAUGCAUUGACAAAGAAGUUCAAGGACCUAAUGAUAGACUUUCAGGCCCUCAGACAAAAGAUGCAAGAUGAGUACCGCGAGGUUGUGGAGAGAAGGGUCAUGACAGUUACUGGAACCAGACCAGAUGAAGAGACAAUAGACAACCUGAUAGAAACUGGAAACAGCGAGCAAAUCUUCCAGAAGGCAAUUCAAGAGAUGGGUAGAGGACAGGUGCUGGCCACACUGGAAGAAAUUCAGGAAAGACAUGACACUGUGAAGGAAAUUGAGAAGAAGCUCCUUGACUUGCAUCAGAUUUACCUUGAUAUGGCUGUUCUAGUGGAAGCCCAAGGAGACCUGUUAAAUAACAUUGAAAACCAGGUGACAAAUGCAGUGGACCAUGUGCAAUGGGGAACAGAUGCUCUCAGAACAGCAAAGAGCUUGCAAAAGAAGUCAAGAAAAUGCAUGAUGUUUGCCAUCAUCCUCAUCUUGAUUAUUGCAGCCAUUAUCACUCUUUCUGUCCUGAAACCUUGGAAAUAGUCUGCAGAAGAAUUUGAAGAAUGGUGAAUUUGAUUUUCUUCUUCCUCAGUUCUUUUCUGUUAUUUAUUUACCAGAGUGUCCAUUCAAAUAACAGCCAUUAAAGAGUUGCGGUUGCUUCAUCCCCUUGUAUUUUUGCUUCCCUGCUUAGUUUUCUUAAUCAAAAUUUAUGAACAAUGCAGAAUAACAAUUUUGCAAGGCAUUCUCACCUUUGAGUCUUGGCUUA